This is a messenger RNA of Prinia subflava (tawny-flanked prinia), 1195 nucleotides long. RefSeq names its product fatty acid binding protein 7 (gene FABP7). Gene Ontology annotation, cellular component: cytosol; nucleus. The coding region runs from base 533 to 931 and encodes 132 amino acids. The record is from RefSeq and is a predicted model, not a curated record. The transcript is spliced from 4 exons. Gene Ontology annotation, biological process: fatty acid transport. NCBI's taxonomy places the organism in Eukaryota, Metazoa, Chordata, Aves, Passeriformes, Cisticolidae. Gene Ontology annotation, molecular function: fatty acid binding.
GGAAGAGCAAAUACCAAGUUCAGACAGCAUCCAUACAGAUGUCAUUCUGGGUAAAGGGAUCUGCACUUGGCCUAAGUCUUGAAAAAAACGGCCUUGAAAAUUUUCAUGGGAAAACUUUUGGAGUUGGUGUUCUGCAGUAGCGGUACGAUCCUGUGUGUUCACUCAGUAGCCCUUCACGCUGGGUGCCCGCUUCUCGUUUUGCCCUCGCGUUCCUGUAGCGGCCAGGCGGGCGGACAGGGGUGUCCCCGGGGCGGCUCAGGCGAGGAGCGGCGCGGCAGGCGGGGGCAGCCCCUCUCCCUGCCCCCUCCACGUCCUGCCGAGCGCCCAGCCGAGCACUCCGCGCCCCGUCCCCGGCGGCGGGAGCGCCCUCCCCCGGCGGUGCGGGCGUCUCCGCGGCGGCGGUCGGGGGCGGACCGCGGCCGCCCCCGCCUCCGGCCCCCCGCCGGGCGCCGGCUUUAAAUGCGGGGCGGCGCGGCGGCACCGGCGCUCCCGCCACUCCCGGCACCGUGCUCGGAACACGCAGCCGGCCGCCAUGGUCGAGGCUUUCUGCGCUACCUGGAAGCUAGUGGACAGCCACAACUUCGAUGAGUACAUGAAGGCACUGGGAGUGGGGUUUGCAACGCGGCAGGUGGGGAAUGUGACUAAACCUACUGUGAUUAUCAGCAGCGAGGGGGACAAAGUAGUGAUCAGAACUCAAAGCACUUUCAAAAACACAGAAAUCAGCUUUAAACUCGGAGAGGAAUUUGAUGAAACUACCCCCGAUGAUAGAAACUGCAAAUCAGUUGUGACCCUGGAUGGAGACAAGCUAGUGCACGUACAGAAAUGGGAUGGCAAAGAGACAAACUUUGUGAGAGAAAUAAAGGAUGGCAAAAUGGUAAUGACUCUCACCUUUGGUGAUGUGGUUGCUGUUCGUCACUAUGAGAAAGCAUAGAGUGUACCUGACUUCUGUCCUGAUGUUGUUUCUGCUGGAUGGAUUCAUGUCCUGUCCAUGAUUGACCGUAGCUAAAAUGCACAUUUCUGGCAUGAAAGAUUAAUAAAGAUUUUUUUGGGGGUGGGGGGGUGUUUUUUAUAAAAAAAAAGUUAUGCCAUCAAAUUGGCAUGCUUGUGCUGUAUAGUGAAACAGGUUAAACUUGGCAUUAAAUUUCUGAAACACUUGCCUUUUUUUUUUUUUUUUUUUUUUUUUUUUUACAGUAAA